Messenger RNA from Corythoichthys intestinalis (scribbled pipefish), 6563 nucleotides. Its product is annotated as F-actin-uncapping protein LRRC16A-like. The transcript is spliced from 37 exons. The coding region runs from base 117 to 4010 and encodes 1297 amino acids. Gene Ontology annotation, molecular function: protein binding. NCBI's taxonomy places the organism in Eukaryota, Metazoa, Chordata, Actinopteri, Syngnathiformes, Syngnathidae. The record is from RefSeq and is a predicted model, not a curated record. Gene Ontology annotation, biological process: cell migration; regulation of Arp2/3 complex-mediated actin nucleation. Gene Ontology annotation, cellular component: plasma membrane; lamellipodium.
CCCGCAACAGCGAGGGCGGGCUGGUGGGGGUGUUUCCGGGCCGCUGAUUGCCGGCAGCGGGAGAAGGAAAAAGAAGAGCGAGGAGAAGGUGAUCUGGAAAAGAAGCAAACCAGGAAAUGGAUUCUUCAGAAUUCCCAAAGGAAUUGUUGGAGAGCGUGCAGGAGGCGGUGGGACGGAGCCUGAAAUUGACUCUGAGGUGCCAGGUGCAGCAGGAGGUCAAAGGUGAAAAGUUGGACAACAAAGUGCUGGCUUCAUCAUCACACCGAGCCUUCCUGCUGUCAGCACGCGCCCCCUGCAAGGUGGAGCACUCCUUUAGCUACCUGGACAUCAACGGUCUCCGUAGCAACAAGCCCACUCAGGUGGUUUUGCAGUUCCAGCGUGGGCCAUGUACGCUAUGGUUCAGCACUCAGACGGACACCGACCGCUUCAUCGCACAGGUGGCUACGUGUUUAGCCAAGAUCCGCCCAGAUGCGAAUCUGCUAAAGAAUAUUGAUGUGACGCCCCCAGAGCGUUUGGAUGCCCUCCGAUCAGCCUGGGAGAAGCAAUGCCAACUGGACCCAGGGCCAUGCGGGGGAUUCUCGGAUCAGUAUCGGGCUGUCUGCGACAACCUCAACUUGGCCUACAGGGACGAGGUCCAGUGGGAUGUGGACACUAUCUACCUGAGCCAGGACACCACAGAACUCAACCUGCACGACUUCAGUCACCUAGACAGCAGGGAUCUGGUGGCCAUCGUUGGUACUCUAGAGUACAACAAGUGGUUCACCAAGCUUGUAGCUAAAGACUGCAAACUGUCCGCAGAUGUGUGCGAGAUGAUCCUGCGCGUGAUGUCCCGGUCCACUUGCCUGGAGGAGCUUGUCCUGGACAACGCCGGUCUCAGAAGUGACUUUGCUCAUAAACUGUCCUUGGCACUGUGUCAUAACCCCGCCUCCUCGCUGCACUACCUCAACUUGAGCAACAACACUCUGGACGACAAAGGCGUGUGUGCUCUUAGCUCCCAGUUGGGCAAACUCCCAAUGGGCCUGAAGCAGCUCAACCUCAGCAGGACUUCCUUGUCCCCCAAAGGUGUUAAUUUCCUGGGUCAGGCACUAUGUGCCAAUCCCAGAAUGGCUACCACCCUCACUCACCUGCACUUGUCAGGAAACUCACUCAGAGGAGAUGACCUGCAGAACCUCCAUAACUUUUUAAGUCAUGACAACUGCUUAGAAGUCCUGGAUUUAUCCUGUAGUGACUGCUCACUGGAACAGACAUCAGCAUCCCUGCUGAAAGGAUGUCUGAAGCGUCUCCGUGUGCUGAACAUGUCAAAGACGCUCUUCUCUCACAGGAAGUGCAAGGAGGUUCCGGCAUCCUUUAAGCAGUUCUUCAGCCUGUCGCAGGCUCUGAGCUCCGUAAACGUGUCUGGAUGCCGACUUCCUCCCGAGGCUCUCAAGGCAUUGCUGCUAGGCCUGGGCUGUAACCCUAACUUGAGUGACGUGUCACUGGACCUGAGCGCCUGCGAGCUCCGCUCGGCGGGCUCUCAGAUCCUGGAGGGCUGCAUCGCAGAGAUCCCCAACAUCUCCAGUCUGGACAUCUCAGACAACGGUCUUGAUGGGGACUUGAGCACCCUGCUGGUCUGGCUGUCCAAGAAUCGCUCAGUCCGUCACCUUUCCUUGGGCAAAAAUUUCCAGAACAUCAAGUCCAAGAACGUGGCUCCGGUCCUGGAUGACCUGGUUCGUAUGAUCCAGGAGGAGGAGUCGCCGCUGACGUCGCUGUCGCUGGCUGACUCCAAGCUAAAGGGAGACCUUGCUGUGGUCCUCAAUGCGCUGGGAGGAAAUGCUUCACUCACCGAACUGGACAUCAGUGGGAAUGCCAUGGGCGACGUGGCUGCCAAAAUGCUAGCCAAGGCCUUGCAGAUCAACACCAAGCUGAGGACGCUCAUCUGGGAUAGAAACAACGUCAGCCCUCAGGGUCUUCAGGAAGUGGCGUCAGCACUGGAGAAGAACUUCACCAUCCGUUUCAUGCCCGUGCCCAUCGUGGAUGCCGCCCAGGCUCUCAAGACCAACCCGGAAAAGACCGAAGACGCUCUGCUUAAGAUGGAGCGCUUCCUGCUGAGGAACCACGAGACCCGGAAGUACCUCCAGGAGCAGGCGUACAGGCUGCAUCAGGGCAUCGUCACCAGCACCACGCAGCAGAUGAUGGACACUAUGUGCGUGAAGGUUCAGGAUCACCUCAACUCCCUCAUGUUCUCUCAGGACCACACAGUCCAGGAGGAUAUAAAAGCGGCGGAAGACCUAAUGACAGAUGCAAAGAACUCCAAGACUCUACUCCCCAGCCUCUACCACAUAGGGGGUGACGGUCUACGUGGCGCAAUCCAGAACAAGCUGGAGGCCGUAGCGGCGGAGGUAGCGGCCGUGAUGGAUGAGCAGUUGGAGACAAUGCUGGCGUCCAUGUUGGAAGCGGCCUCCAGUUUGUGCCCACAUGUGAUGAAGACGAGCGGUUUCCGUCCACAUCUGCUCAUUGCCGGCGCGGAAAGGAUGACCGUCCCUCGCAGCUUCAUUGCCAAGACGCUGCUGGAACAGACAGGCAUGGACAUUCUCAACAAGAUCAGUGAACUGAAGCUCAGUGUGGCAUCCCUGAUCUCCGAUCGCAUCAUGGAUAAGAUCCUGGAAUCUCUGUCGACUUGCCGCAGCAUGCUGGCUGACCACGUGAGUGGGCGAGGCCGACCGACACUACGUGCAGAGUCUCGGGAGGAAGUUCAGGUUCUGGACGAGACGGUCCUUCGUCCAGAGAGUGGCAAAGGGGACGGCCAAAUGGAUGUUUGCGCGUUGACAGCCAAGUCCAAAAGGAAAAGUAUUCUGGUGCGAAUGAUGCGACCUGUCUCAGUGGCCUUUGAGACGGAGUUUGACCUGGACGAGGCCCUCCAGGAGGUGCCGGUGCACGUGGAGGACCCGCCAGACCAAUUGCCAGCUUUCCCGCCUCUGGUGUCGCCGCCACAAUUGCAGCAUCACACUAAAGUUCGGCCCAAAGCCAGGAGGCGGAGCAAACCCAGCAGAGUUGCUCACGAGGCACCUCACGAGGCAGUGAACCCGAGCAUGAUGGAAAAACUGGAUGAGGGGGUGGACGAGUUCUUCUCAAAGAAAGUCCUGAAAGUCAGCUUAAAACGACCCGCCGCCGCGCAAACGACGCCGUUAAACACGCACGAGUCACUCGACAAGAAACGGGAAUCCAGGAGAAGCGGCUUCUUCAACCUCAUCAAAGGUCGAACGUCGCGUUCCGACAAAAGCCACGUAGCCCUCGGGUCGCCUGGGCCGGUGUCCCCAGGCAUAUCGCCCGUGUCUCCCACCUUAUCGCCGCGAACGCCUUCUUUUGGAGAAAUGGCCCAAGAUCCUCCGCCCGCGUCCCCCGCUUCGCCAGUAUCCCCGUCUCGAGACGUCGAUCGGCCUGAGGUGAACGCGUCGAUGCUUCUCGAGCAAAAAGACAGUCCCCUUGUUCCGCGCCACGUGGGCAUUCCUGUCAUGGGGGCCGACAUUCUGGCGGAGAUAAAGGCGCGGCAGGAAAAAAUGGCCGCUCACAAGUCAGAAUUACGAAAGGAAGAUGGCGACGCAGACGAAGACCGGUGUUCUCCAAAGGCCGCCCCGAGGUCCAAAGCGCCUGCCGUCGGCCCUGCCCCGCCGUCGCCCCCUCCUCAGGUUCCCGAAUCUCCAGCGGGUCAGCGUACCUCCAUGACACCCUCCAGUCCCAACGGUCAACUUGGUACGCCGGGUCCCCGACAUCCCGUCGUCGUGAUGGAUGAUUCCCGGUGGGAGGCCGUCCAGAUUCCGGUUCCAGCUCCUCGUCUGAGGAGGGAGCCGUCCAUACACGAGCCAAAACAAAGUGAUGGAUACCGAGGGACAAACUCGACUGCACGUGGCGUUGACACACCUUCACCACGGCGGUGCGCCUCCUUCAAGAUGUCUUCAUCGCACCCAAGUCUGACUGGGCGGCGGCGAACCAAGUCCUUGCCCGAACGCGGUCCGAUGGCUCCUGCGCCGUAGCGACAGCCGUGUGACCGAGAUGCUCAUCGUGUUACCAUCUCAUCACUAGUGUCCCUGAAUUUCAUUCAUUUGUAAUCUAUUUCUUUUAAAGGAAUUAAAAUGCAAUUCUCCUUCCGUGCGUUUUGUGAUAACCCCUAGGUGUGGAUGGACAUAAAAUGUCACCACAAAAAAGAAAAACAAUCAUAAGCAAGUCAAGUCAUGCAAACUGAAUAAAGGAUAUUUCGUGAUCAUAACACAAAACGGUAUUUUCAACCUCCAAAAAUGAAAAGUAUCUUAAUCUAUUUUUUUUUCUUUUAACCCUGUCCUGUUCAGCUGUUUGACACGGAGAAUGGAAGUCUAAGUGCCCUGAUAGUUUGAACAGUUUUAAUGUUUCACAUUGAGAGUCUGGCAUACUCCCAUUGUGAUCACUCAACAUUCCUUGUUUAUUAUGACAAAGCAGCGAACAGGAAGGGGUUAUGGGGGAACAGAAGAAAGACAAGAAAGAAAAACACAAACUACAACAAGAAAUACAUUGAACAUCUAGACCAAUUACUAAUAUGCUGGUGCUAUCGUCAGCUAGAUGUAUUACCAGUUGACACCAUGUGGGGGACCUGUUGACCAGGGAAAGGCGGACGGGGGAAUCUAUAAGCUAAAUGAUUGAAAGGGGUAGAGCAGGGGUGUCCAAACUUUUUGCAAAGGGGGCCAGAUUUGGUGUGGUAAAAAUGUGGUGGGCCGACCUUGGCUGACGUCCUUUUCGUAGAACAGUAUAUUUAAGCAAAUUUUAGCAAGCCAUUCUGUGUGUCACAUUUGCUUUAUUAUUUUUUUAAAUUCAUAAUUUCAACAAUCUCGCAACUAGCCUUUGUGGCGUUCUCUUUCGAUUCUCGGGCCCUUGCGAAAUACUGCUGCUGUGAAAUUAAACUAGCUUCAAGUUGCUUUAAUUUCUCACGAUGUAUCUUCCCUGUAAUCUUGUCAUACAUGUCAGCAUGUCUUGUUUGGUAAUAUCGCCUCACAUUGAACUCUUUAAAAACAGCGACUGUCUCUUUGCAAAUGAGGCGAACACAGUUGUUGCGUAUUUAUUUUAAUGAAGAUAUAGUCCAAUUUCCACCUGUCCUUGAAGCGUCGGCCGUCGCAGUCAACUUUCUUUUUUGUGUUGACUGUCACCAUUUUAGAAAAUUGGGAUUCAAGGGUCACACAGGCUUAGAGUGCUGCUGCCUUUUAGUAGGUAAAUGAGGAGCAGCAUUUAGUGUGUAAACUACUUCAUAUGCUGAUGACCAAUUUAUUAAGUCUGUGUGCGGGCCAGACGUUAUUGAUUUUAUGACAGAGGCUGGGGGCCGGAUGAAAUUUGACCAGGGGCCGCAUUUGGCCCCCGGGCCGGACUUUGGACAUGUCUGGGGUAGAGUGUACCCCCCCCGGGAUCUAGGGUGGUCCCCUGGGCCACCCGCGCACCCAUCAACCGGGCUUGCAAGAGGGGACGCACCACCAACCCCACGAAAUAUUAGGAACAAUAAUAUUGCCGAGGUAGUAUUCGAGGCGCUUCAUUCCGUGAAGUUAAUCAACCUAUUUUCAUAUAUAACCAAGUUUUCAGUCGAAAUCAAUAAUUAAAUUGUUUUCAAUUGUUUUUCAUUUGUGUUUUGCCAAUUUUGUUUUUAUUUUCUGUAUUUUAUGUGUAUACAUGCAGUUUUGCCAAUUUUAGGGCAUUUUUUGUUGUUGAGUUUUUGGAUACAUGGACAUGAUUUCAUAGUUCUCGGCCAAGUCAGAAAUAACAGUUAAAUGAGUCUUUUUCAUAGCCCAUUUGGUAUAAUAAUGAAAAAAAAAAGUAUAGGUUGAUUACAACACUUACAAGGGAAAACAAACUUAUGUUUGGCUGUAUCGUAAGCAAGUUCUCAUCUGUUUUACAUAAACCCCACAUACAGUGUAUCACAAAAGUGAGUAUAACCCUCGCAUUUCUGCAGACAUUUAAGUAUAUCUUUUCAUGGGACAACACUGACAAAAUGACACUUUGACACAAUGAAAAUUAGUCAGUGUGCAGAGUUAAUUUAUUUUCCCAUCAAAAUAACACAAAAUAUAGCCAUUAAUACCUAAACCCCUGGCAACAAAAGUGAGUACACCCCUUUGAAAAAACAUACAUCCCUAAAUGUCCAAAUUGAGUACUGCUUGUCAUUUUCCCUCCGAAAUGUCAUGUGACUGCUGGCGCUGUAGCUGGCCCGCACUCCGGGUGGCCCUGGACCUGAACAGCUGCUGCCACGGUAGCGGGCUCCUGCCCCGGCUUGGCCGUGUCCAGUUUUUCAGUGCAUCAAAAAACCUCCAACUCUUUCAAAUGACGUUAAAUUUUCAUAAACAACAUGCAAUUCUUGGGAUUUGUUCUGUAAAUAUAUGUAUGCGUGUAAUGUCCGUAACUAUGCACGGUCCCUUUAAGAGACACUGGGACUGGAGAGCUGUGAGGUAGUAGGAAGCAAGGGGGAGACGGGCGAGAAGCAAAAGUUAGCGGUCGAAUGUAGCGGCGAUCCGCUGUUAUUUUGUUUACAGUUUUCUUAUUGUUGCCAUAAUAAAGUGGAAAAAGCCAUCAACGACUUC